GGCGACUUGAGCCUGAUGUGUGUGUGUUAAGUGCUGCUCUACUCUUUUUCUGGGUUCUUUUCUGGUAGUUGAACAUGGCUGCAGCUGUCGUGAGACACAAGCACUUUACUCACGACUAUCGUAGUAAAGAGUCAAAAUAUGUGGUAAAGGAAUAUUCCAGCUCUCAAGUUGAAGAAGUGAAAUACGAAUACAAAACAACAAAGAAUAUCAGAAAUGUGGUGGAGAGGAAAAUUCCAGAAAAGUACAUCCGUGAGUCAUCCAUGAUCAGGGGCCCCAAGUUCCUGGUUAGGCUCAGGUCACACACUGUACUUGAGAACACCCCUAUAAAGCUUUUCUGCACUGUAGAGGGGUACCCAACCCCAAUCGUCAAAUGGUUCAAGGAUGACAUUCUUCUUGACAUUUCCUCCGGAAAUUACUUUGUGGAGGGCACUGCUGGAAUUCACUGCCUCACCAUCCUGAAGUGUGGAAUAAAUGAUACCGCCAUGUACACAGCUGUUGCCACUAACUCCCAUGGCCAGGCCUCAUCUCAGGCUUCUGUGAUCGUCAAGCGUGCCAAAGAUGAAGAAAAAGUCAUUCCUUUUUCUUGGAUGCCUUAUGAAUAUGCAAUUUUACCUGAGAUAAAAUACACCAAGAUCAACAUCACCUUUGUUGAGAAGUUUGCUGUGACAUUUGGUAAAGAGGAGGAAUGUGUGACUUUGUCCUGCAAAAUGACCAUAAGUCCAAAUUUAGCCAAUCUGCAGCCUGAAGCCCUGUGGUACAGAGACGAGCACCUUCUGAAAGAGUCAAAGUGGGUGAAAAUGGAGUCUGGGGGAGGUGUUGCUAAGCUCACUCUGACUCACCUCGCCAAGGAUGAUGAGGGUCUGUAUACCUUACGCAUGGCGACCAAAGGAGGGGAUGCAGUGCACAAAGCUUAUGUCUACGUAGAAGAUGGGCCUCCUCCAGUUCCACUGGCCCCUGGAGCCCCCAUGGACAUAAAGAUUCAUGAUGCUAACAGAGAUUAUGUUAUUGUAUCCUGGAAGCCACCUAACACCACCACUGAGGGACCCAUCAUUGGAUACUUUGUUGAUCGCUGCGAGGUUGGAACCGAGAACUGGGUCCAGUGUAACGAUUCUCCCAUUAAGAUCUGUAAAUACCCUGUGCCUGGCCUGUUUGAGGGACACUCUUAUUACUUCCGUGUACGUGCUGUUAACUCACAUGGCAUCAGCAGGCCUUCCAGAGUGUCUGAACCCGUUGCUGCACUGGACCCUACUGAGUUAGAGAGGCUUAAAGCCACAAGGCUUGGUGGGAAACUAGAAGUUGUUACCUAUCAUGAUGACCUUGAAGCUGAGGGAAAGCCUCCAGGAGCUCCAUCCAAAGUUUAUGCCUCUGAGACUGACCGAACAUAUGUUGUGCUCAGCUGGACCCCCCCAAAGUACCAUAACAAGGCGCCCAUGUGGUACUACAUCGAGAAGACUAUGGUUGGCAGUCAGGCUUGGCAGAGAGUGAACACUAAAGUGCCAGUGCGCUCACCACGCUAUGCUGUGUUCGACUUGGCUGAAGGGAAGGAGUACCUGUUCCGUGUGCUCUCAGCCAACAUGUAUGGCACAAGUGAGGCAUCUGAGCCAACUAAACCCAUCAAAACUCAAGAACUGCGGGGUGUUCCUUCAGCUCCCGGUCAGGUUGUAGCCACAAGAGAUACUGACACAUCUGUUCUGAUCCAGUGGGCCCCUCCAAAAGAGCCCAACAACCUCAUUGGUUAUUACAUCGACUCAUGCGUUAAAGGGUCAAAGAACUGGGUGUCUGCCAAUCACAAGCCCAACAAGAAGACAGAGUUUGUCGUUCAUGGUCUGAAAACAGCGGAGACAUACGUGUUCCGUGUGCAGGCCAUCAAUGAGCUAGGACUCAGUGAGGAGUCACAGGAAUCAGCACCGAUCUCUGUCAGAGCUGCACUCAAGCUUCCCUCGGCUCCGUAUGACAUCGCUCUCAUCAGCUGUGACGGCCAAUCCAUGGUGCUCAACUGGAAGCGUCCCACCUACUCUGGUGGCGCGGAGAUCACUGACUAUUACAUCGACAAGUGCAACGUAGCCAAGAAAGCGUGGCACGAGGUCAACGUUAAACCCGUUAAAGAAAGGCUCUUCAAGGUUCCGAACCUGACAACUGGUUCAGUUUAUCAGUACAGGGUUACUGGUGCCAAUAUGAUUGGGUUGGGUCAAACAUCUGCUACUAGUCAUCUGUUCAAAUGUGAGGCGUGGAACAUGCCUGAACCAGGUCCAGCUUAUGACCUAAGUGUCACUGAGAUCAGAGAUGACUCUGCCGUGGUGCAAUGGAAGGCUCCUGUCUAUACCGGUGCCAGUGCCAUCGCUGGUUACUAUGUGGACAUGUGCAAGAUAGGCACUGACACCUGGACCACUGUCAACUCUAGCGCAGUGAACCAUUGCUUCCUCAAGGUGAAAGAACUGGAGACGGGAUCGUCCUACAUGUUCAGGGUACAUGCUGAGAAUGCCCAGGGCACUGGCAUGCAUUCCAUGUCCUCUGACUCAAUAUGUGCCAAGACACUGUCAGGUGCUCAGGAAAUCAAAUGUGGCGUAGAUCAGGAGACCGGCGACAUUCAUCUGUCUUUUGAGAGCUGCCAGAUGUCAGAGCACUCCCAGUUUGUGUGGAAGAAAUCCUACCAAGAAAUUACAGAUUUCUCCAAAGGAAUCACCAUUAAAACAUCAGGCAGCCAAUCAACUCUGCUGUUUAAGAACCCAGAUAAAGAGGAUGUGGGCACCUUCUCAGUCUCUGUCACCAACACUGAUGGUGUUUCAUCCAGUUACAAAAUCUCUGCAGAAGAGCUUGAGAAAAUGUUGGCACUCAGCCAUGACAUCCGUAAUCCAAUUAUCCCCCUGAAGGCAGAGCUUGCGUACAAAAUUCUGGAGAGAGGUCGCGUGCGCUUCUGGGUACAAGCUGAGGCCAUCUCCUCUGCCGUGACCUACAAAUUCUUUGCCAAUAACAAGGAGCUUGUCAAAUGCGAGCAAAGUAAGAUGAGUCACGACGCAGCCACAGGCAUCAUUGAGAUGGUGCUGGAUCACUUUACUGAAGAAAACGAGGGGACAUAUACUGUGCAGAUUCAGGACGGACGAGGAAAAGCUCAGUCCACACUGGUGCUCAUCGGAGAUGUUUUUAAGGCAGCUUUGGCUGAAGCUGAAUACCAGAGGAGGGAGUACAUCCGUGUGAAAGAGGGACCUCAUUUUAGCCAGUUCCUGUCUGUCCACGUAGGAGAUGAUGCCAGCGUCAGUAUCAUCUGCAAGGUGGCUAAUCUGAAGAAAGAGUCUGCAUUUCACUGGUUUAAGAACGAUGUGGAAGUGAUUCCAGGGGUGCCUGCUGACCUGAGCUCUGGAGUGUGUAAACUCCCACUGUCUUUGUUCUCCAAAAAGGAUGUAGGAGUGUACAAAGCAACUAUCAGCGAUGAGAGAGGACAAGAUGAAUCUCAGGUGGAUAUUUCUGGCAAAGUCUUUGACAACAUCAUUAAUGAGCUCUCGCGUGUGGCCGGGGCCAGCGCCUCUGAGUUGGUGAUCCACUGCACUGCUGAGGGCAUCAUGCUGCAGUGCCAUAUAAAAUACUACACAGAAGAGAUGAACAUAUACUGGCAGCAGAAGCAAACUAAAAUCACUUCAUCUGAAAGGCUGCGUGUUAGUGGCAUGCCUAACAUGGCCACUCUGGAGAUAGUUGAACCUACAGACAAGGAUAAAGGUUCAUACACCUUUGUGCUCUCAGACACAGAUAAAACCUAUACUCGCACUUUUGAACUCUCCGGUGAAGUCUACGAUAAUGCCUACACCGAGUUCCAGAGACUCAAAGCGGAAGCAUAUGCUGAAAAGAAUCGUGGAAAAGUGCUCGGUGGUCUGCCAGAUAUUGUGACCAUCAUGGAAAAAAAGACCCUGAGCCUCACCUGCGCAGUGUGCGGUGACCCCAAACCGCAUAUCACCUGGUAUAAGCUCGACCAGGAGGUCGAGCCAAGUGACCAGUAUGUGAUCUCACUGGACUCGGGCAAAUUUGCCAGCCUCACCAUCAAGGGUGUGACCAUGGAUGACUCGGGCAAGUUCACCAUGUGUGUGCAGAACAGAUAUGGUGGUGAGGCGGUAGACGUCAUUGUCAGCAUCUACAAGCAUGGUGACAAGAUGCCAGACAUCAAGCCCUCCGCCGCCCCUAAGAGAGUUUUACCUCCAACUCAGCCAAUCGAAAUCCCCAGCCCCAAGGCAGCUAGCCCUGCCCCUGCCACUACUGCCAAAACCACAGCUCCAGGCUCCCAUGCCAAAUCAUCUCCCUCUAGUGGCAUGAAGUCUCCAACUCCUUCACGAAGGAAGUAAAUAAAACACCCUCAACAGUCCAGUUCUGGACAAGAAGGAAGCAAUUCAGGAAAAGAGUGAUGGAAUAAUGGAAAAUUAAAUAAAUAAUAUUGUGUUUUUGCCAGGGACAAUUAUUAGGCCCCCAGGAUCUUCUGAAAUAAUAAAGAAGUUAAUAAAGAAGGUGGAAAUCAAAAUGAAGAAGGUCAGGUUAUAUUUAGUGCCUUUUCCUCCACCUGCACAAUGAAGUGUGAAGCAGUUUGUCAUCAGGCUAGGUUAAGCAUGUGGGCUGCUAAUGAAUUUGGCUGCCUCAGCUUGGAGGUCUUGCUGGAAAAUUACCCUGGCUUUGAUGUUUAGUUUAUUAAAUCAAUGUUUUUAAGCUGUAUUCUCAAUCAGGUGGUGAAAUCUUGAUGCUUCUGCUCUAAGUAGAGAUGGAUGGUCCAUUGACUGCUGGGCACUAGAUUUAACACUACAAAUAAACCUCCUUUCCUGUUUUCUUCUAUAUUUUUCUCCUCUUCAACCUUUUGCUUGCCUUUGUGCUAUUAAAAAGUAGUAAUCACU
Messenger RNA from Trichomycterus rosablanca, 4865 nucleotides. It is a transcript of the gene myom2b, whose product is annotated as myomesin 2b. Bases 75 to 4328 code for a protein of 1417 amino acids. The record is from RefSeq and is a predicted model, not a curated record. The transcript has 36 exons. Lineage: Eukaryota; Metazoa; Chordata; Actinopteri; Siluriformes; Trichomycteridae. Gene Ontology annotation, molecular function: protein binding.